Messenger RNA from Capsella rubella, 2035 nucleotides. RefSeq names its product probable beta-1,3-galactosyltransferase 3. The record is from RefSeq and is a predicted model, not a curated record. The coding region runs from base 348 to 1574 and encodes 408 amino acids. The transcript is spliced from 11 exons. NCBI's taxonomy places the organism in Eukaryota, Viridiplantae, Streptophyta, Magnoliopsida, Brassicales, Brassicaceae. Gene Ontology annotation, cellular component: Golgi membrane. Gene Ontology annotation, molecular function: hexosyltransferase activity.
CUCUUAACGUCCCUCUCUCCCUCCCUGUGAUUAGUUCACAGAGCCACAUAGAUUUUAGAAAAUAGAGAGAGAGAGCAAGAAUCUCUUCAACAUCAUCAUCUCUAAUAGAAUACUCUCUCGAGUACCACUUCUCUUUCAGCUUCUCUUGGAUUACAUGAAAUAAAAAUCUAUCUUUCUGGUUUCAGAGAGAAGAUUGAGAGCUACUCCAUUUUUGUUGAACCUGUUUCUUUAUAAAUCAAAAUACUUCAUGGUUUUGAUUCCUUUUAUGGAGUUGAUCAGAUUGGAAUAGCUACUUUGGUUCCUGGGGAAUCUUUGUUUUUUUUUUUUUUUGAAGGGGAAAAAUAAAAAUGUCGCCGAAGAUCAAAGGAGAGAUUUUUAUCUCUAGAAGCUUAGUAUCUAAGAAAUGGACAUUUUUACUCUGCUUUGGGAGCUUCUGCUUUGGGAUACUCUUCACCGAUAGGAUGUGGAAUAUUCCAGAGUCUAAAGACAUAGCUCGACCAUCUGUAACAGAAGCUGAAAGGUUGAAGCUGAUCUCGGAGGGAUGUGGUCCAAAAACUCUCUACCAGAAAGAAGUAAAUCGCGAUCCUCAGGCUUUGUUUGGAGAAGUUUCCAAGACUCAUAACGCUAUACAGACAUUGGAUAAGACUAUUUCAAGCUUAGAAAUGGAGUUAGCCGCAGCAAGAUCAGCACAGGAGUCUUUAACUAAUGUUUCUCCUAUAUCGAAUGAUGUCGAGAAGAAACCAUUACCAGGGAAAAGACGGUAUCUGAUGGUUGUUGGGAUUAAUACUGCUUUUAGUAGCAGAAAGAGAAGAGAUUCUGUUCGAACAACUUGGAUGCCUUCAGGUGAAAAAAGAAAAAAGUUGGAAGAAGAGAAGGGGAUUAUUAUACGGUUUGUGAUCGGUCAUAGUGCCACUGCUGGUGGAAUCCUAGACCGAUCCAUUGAAGCAGAAGACAAGAAGCAUGGAGAUUUCUUGAGAUUGGAUCAUGUUGAAGGAUACCUCGAGUUAUCAGGCAAAACGAAAACAUAUUUUUCUACAGCGGUAUCAAUGUGGGAUGCAGAGUACUAUGUUAAAGUAGAUGAUGAUGUUCAUGUAAAUAUCGCAACUCUUGGGGAAACUCUUGUUAGACAUAGGAAGAAACCUCGAGUCUAUAUAGGCUGCAUGAAGUCUGGUCCAGUCCUAUCUCAAAAAGGAGUUAGAUACCAUGAGCCUGAGUAUUGGAAAUUUGGUGAGAACGGGAACAAGUACUUCCGACAUGCUACUGGACAGUUAUACGCCAUUUCAAGAGACUUGGCUUCUUAUAUUUCCCUUAAUCAGCAUGUUCUGCACAAGUAUGCAAAUGAGGAUGUUACAUUAGGUGCAUGGUUUAUAGGACUUGAUGUUACACAUAUUGAUGAUAGAAGGCUAUGUUGCGGCACUCCUCCUGAUUGUGAAUGGAAGGCACAAGCUGGCAACAUAUGUGUAGCUUCUUUCGACUGGACAUGUAGCGGUAUUUGCAGAUCAGCUGAUCGGAUUAAGGAGGUUCACAAACGAUGUGGUGAACCGGAAAACGCUAUUUGGAAAGCUAGAUUUUGAGGCCUUCCACAACAUAUACAUAGAUCAUAUAAAAAAUUUGGUUACUUUCAAACCCAAAGGGUCAUCAAACGAUGGUCACGCGGAAAACAUUUCUGUUUCUUCGUCUACUUCUUCAUAUUCUUUAUGGACCAAGAAGAUACCUACUUUUGUUGUAUAUCAUAGAUUCAUAGUUACUUACUUACAUAGGAGAGGACUAGAGAGUGAUAAGUAUGAAGUGAACCUCUUGCAAAGAUAGCGUUUGCGUUUGAGAACGGUAUGUAACAAGCGUUAUCCGUUUUAGUAGAAGGAAGCUAGACGCUGCAUCAAACGUGCCUGCUUCUUUCUUUUUUUUGGUUGUUAUAUAUUUUUGGAGUGAAGUGUAGUUUGUGCCAUUGUGGAUUUAGCUCAAUACAAAGCUACAAUAUUAUUGAUUUGAUUAGGAUUUAGAUUUUGGAUCAUGAAUAAGAUUUCAAGUUUGUAUA